Messenger RNA from Equus quagga, 3273 nucleotides. RefSeq names its product protein O-linked mannose N-acetylglucosaminyltransferase 2 (beta 1,4-) (gene POMGNT2). The record is from RefSeq and is a predicted model, not a curated record. The coding region runs from base 1063 to 2805 and encodes 580 amino acids. Lineage: Eukaryota; Metazoa; Chordata; Mammalia; Perissodactyla; Equidae. Gene Ontology annotation, biological process: protein O-linked glycosylation via mannose. Gene Ontology annotation, molecular function: protein binding; protein O-acetylglucosaminyltransferase activity. The transcript is spliced from 4 exons. Gene Ontology annotation, cellular component: endoplasmic reticulum.
GGGGGCAGGCGCGCAGCGGGCACCCGCGAGCCCGGCCUCGGCGGACAGGACGACGAGCUGGAGCCUGCGCUCCUUUCCUGGGCCUCCCGGGCUCCGAACGGGCGGCGGGGGCGGCGGCGGGUUCGGCCUAAACCGGCGCCGCACAGCGAACACCUGGCCGCGUCGGCGGAGGUGGCUUCAGCCCCGCCAAGCCUGGGCUGCAGGCAUGGUGCUUUGCCUGUGUUGUCUCUGAAUUAACAGAACCACCCUGUGAAGUAGGAAGAACUGUGUCUGUCUUUCAGACCAGGAAAUGGAUGCUUGCAGGGGUUAAGAGUGUUCCAAGCGGGCACAGAAGGACAGCAUGGCUCUUGCCAAGCGGUGCCAUGUCCACACCCGGGAUCCAAACCAGCGAACCCUGGGCUGCCGAGAAGCGGAACAUGUGCAGUUAACCAGUGCGCCACCGGGCCGACCUCUACAUGAUACCUCUUAAAUGGUGAAUCUAAAGUAGUCAGACUCGUAGAAGCAGAGAAUGGAAUGCUGGUAUCACAAAAAAAAGAUAAGUAACGGGGUGGGAGGAAACUUUUGGAGGUGAUAAAUAGGUUUGUGGCAUGGAUAAUGGGGAUGGUUUCAUGGGUGUAUAUGUAUCUCCAAACUCAUCAAGUUGUAUAUAUUAAUUAUGUACAUUUUUUUGUAUCUCAAAAGAAAGAAUUGGUCUAGGAUCUUGCAGCUGCUAAGUGACAGGACAGGAGCUCACAUCCUGGCAUCUCAGCUCCGGAACUGGUGCCAUUUAAUUCUCCUGCUCUGCUGCCUUUGGUCUUCGCAACUCUUGAAACCCAGUUGUGACCCUGGGCAGCCUCCAGUGUCACAGCGGGGGGUCUUCUUGCACCUCUUGGGAAAAGGCGGCACCCUGCAGCCUGGCUGCAUGAGUUUCCCAUCCAUGUCUGAGGUUGGAUGAGGCUGCAGGAGGGCAUCCACUGGGCUUUGGCCAGUCCUCAGGGUGCCUGCAGGGAUGGGUAAAGCCCACCAGGCCUGUGGCACUUCCCAGGGGCCCUCAUCUCACUAGGGCCCCACAGAGGCGUUAGGAUGCACCUGUCAGCAGUGUUCAACGCCCUCCUGGUGUCGGUGCUGGCGGCGGUCCUGUGGAAGCACGUGAGGCUGCGUGAGCAUGCAGCCACUCUGGAGGAGGAGCUGGCCCUCAGCCGACAGGCCCCAGAGCCAGCCCCAGCGCUGAGGAUCGACUAUCCAAAGGCUCUGCAGAUCCUGAUGGAGGGCGGCACACACAUGGUAUGCACGGGCCGCACACACACCGACCGCAUCUGCCGCUUUAAAUGGCUCUGCUACUCCAACGAGGCCGAGGAGUUCAUCUUCUUCCACGGCAACACCUCUGUCAUGCUGCCCAACCUGGGCUCCCGGCGCUUCCAGCCAGCCCUGCUCGACCUGUCCACCGUGGAGGACCACAACACGCAGUACUUCAACUUCGUGGAGCUGCCGGCCGCCGCCCUGCGCUUCAUGCCCAAGCCAGUGUUUGUGCCCGACGUGGCCCUCAUCGCCAACCGCUUCAACCCCGACAACCUCAUGCACGUCUUCCAUGACGACCUGCUGCCUCUCUUCUAUACCCUGCGGCAGUUCCCUGGCCUGGCGCAAGAGGCCAGGCUCUUCUUCAUGGAGGGCUGGGGUGAGGGUGCGCACUUCGACCUCUACAAGCUUCUCAGCCCCAAGCAGCCACUCAUCCGGGCACAGCUAAAGACCCUGGGCCGGUUGCUGUGCUUCUCCCAUGCUUUUGUGGGCCUCUCCAAGAUCACCACCUGGUACCAGUAUGGCUUUGUCCAGCCCCAGGGCCCGAAGGCCAAUAUCCUUGUCUCAGGCAAUGAGAUCCGGCAGUUUGCACGGUUCAUGACAGAAAAGCUGAAUGUGAGCCACACAGGGGCCCCCCUAGGCGAGGAGUACAUUCUCGUCUUCAGCCGCACCCAGAACAGACUCAUCCUGAAUGAGGCAGAGCUGCUGCUGGCACUGGCCCAGGAGUUCCAGAUGAAGACAGUGACAGUGUCCCUGGAGGACUAUGCCUUUGCAGAUGUCGUGCGGCUGGUCAGCAAUGCCUCCAUGCUGGUCAGCAUGCAUGGGGCCCAGCUGGUCACUGCCCUCUUCUUGCCCCGUGGGGCAACUGUAGUUGAGCUUUUUCCAUAUGCCGUCAAUCCUGACCACUACACCCCCUAUAAGACACUGGCCAUGCUGCCCGGCAUGGACCUCCAGUAUGUAGCCUGGCGGAACAUGAUGCCAGAGAAUACAGUCACACACCCUGAGCGGCCCUGGGACCAGGGGGGCAUCACCCACCUAGACCAGGCAGAGCAGGCCCGUAUCCUACAAAGCCGUGAGGUCCCGCGGCAUCUCUGUUGCCGGAACCCUGAAUGGCUCUUCCGAAUCUACCAGGACACCAAGGUGGACAUCCCGUCCCUCAUCCAAAGCAUACAGCGUGUGGUGAAGGGCCGGCCAGGGCCGCGCAAGCAGAAGUGGACAGUCGGCCUCUACCCAGGGAAGGUGCGGGAGGCGCGGUGCCAGGCGGCGGUGCAGGGCGCCUCCGAGGCCCGCCUCACCGUCUCCUGGCAGAUCCCGUGGAACCUCAAGUACCUGAAGGUGAGGGAGGUGAAGUACGAGGUGUGGCUGCAGGAGCAGGGGGAGAACACCUACGUGCCUUACAUGCUGGCCCUGCAGAACCACACCUUCACUGAGAACAUCAAGCCCUUCACCACCUACCUGGUGUGGGUGCGCUGCAUCUUCAACAAGACACUCCUGGGACCCUUUGCAGAUGUGCUGGUGUGUAACACGUAGCGAGGCUUUGGGAGGCUGGCUCCUCCAGUUCAGCGUCCCUGGGCCUGUUGGCCCCCUGUGGUGGCUUUAGGAAUUAUUUAUUUAUUGAGCAGGCCUGCCCCAGGUCUGUGCCUCUGUGUCAUCCUACUGCUUCUGAGGUGUGGGGUUCGCAGCGCUCCUCUUUGCACUGGUGCGAUGGGACCCCCCACCCCCUUCUGCCUUCCUGAGCGUCCAUACCCCUGGGGAAAGUCCUUAGGGGGAGGAGGAGGAGGAGAAGGAAGAAGGAGAGUAAGAAUCCCAAAGAACCUCUUUGGCUGAGUGAUCAUGCUGUUCCCCACUGAGUCUUUCUGGUUGACAUCUAAGUUUCUGGAAACUGCCAGUGAUCAUGUGACUGUUUGGGUAGGUGGUUCAUCAGCUUCCAUCACCAUGAAAUUCACCUGUAGCCCAGCGAAGGGUAUGUUUGGAACAUUCAUUAAAUAAUUAUAAACA